Molecule: messenger RNA, 2244 nt
Organism: Sinocyclocheilus rhinocerous
Lineage: Eukaryota; Metazoa; Chordata; Actinopteri; Cypriniformes; Cyprinidae
Product: RCC1 and BTB domain-containing protein 1-like
Exons: 12
Coding region: 231-1826 (531 amino acids)
Molecular function (GO): protein binding
Source: RefSeq, a predicted model, not a curated record
CGUUCAUGGAACCGUAGCAACCAUGAUCAGGAAACAAGUGAGUUUGUUUUCUCUCUGAUGUGAACGCGCUCCCGUGGACAUACUGCUGGCGCCACAGGCUACUAGAGGUACUGGAUAACUCGCUAAUUGCAUGGUCCCAAACUCCUGUAGUUACUAGUUUCCAAGGCACACACAGCAGGUAUCUUCUUGUCUCCAAACCCCAUCCCCUGCUCUUACAAAGGAGUGUUGCCAUGGUGGAUGUGAGUAAGUGGCCUCUCUUCACCCUCUUGAGUGCACAGGAGCUCGCCUCCAUACGACAGGCAUGCAUCUUCGGAACAUCUGCGAAUGAGGCCAUCUAUAUCACCCACGAUGACGAAGUGUACGUGUUGGGUUUGAACUGCAGUAAUUGCCUGGGCACUGGAGACAGUCAGAGCACAAUUGUUCCUAAAAAGCUGGACUGUCUGACUGGGAAGAAGCUGGUUAGUUUGAGCUAUGGCAGUGGCCCUCAUGUUCUGCUCGCUACAGAAGAGGGGGAGUUGUAUGUAUGGGGGCAUAAUGGAUACAGUCAGUUGGGCAAUGUGACGACCAAUCAAGGUGUGUCUCCUGUUUUGGUGUCUACUAACCUGCAGAACAAGAGAGUGACUGAAGUUGCCUGUGGUUCUCACCACUCUUUGGCUCUAACCCAUGAGGGUGAGGUGUUUGCGUGGGGCUACAACAACUGUGGUCAGGUGGGUUCAGGGUCCACCGCCAACCAGCCCACACCCCGCAAGGUGUCCAACUGUCUGCAGAACAAAGUGAUGGUCAGUAUAGCCUGUGGACAGACUUCAUCCAUGGCUGUGGCGGAUAAUGGCGAGGUUUAUGGCUGGGGUUACAAUGGUAAUGGCCAGCUAGGGUUAGGCAACAAUGGGAACCAGCUGACACCGUGUCGUUUGAUUGCGUUACAAGGCUUCUGUGUGGUGCAGAUUGCAUCAGGUUACGCUCAUUCUCUAGCACUGACCGAUGAGGGCCUACUGUAUGCAUGGGGGGCCAACACUUACGGCCAGCUGGGCACCGGCAACAAGAGCAACCAGCUCAGCCCUGUACAGGUCAUGGCUGAGAAAGAAAGGAUUGUGGAGAUCGCCGCCUGUCACUCCACACACACCUCUGCAGCAAAGACCCAAAGCGGUCAGGUGUUCAUGUGGGGGCAGUGCCGCGGACAGCCCAUCGUGCUGCCACAGCUCACGCACUUCACCAGCACGGACGACGUCUUCGCCUGCUUCGCCACGCCGUCUGUGAUGUGGCGGAUGCUUUCCAUGGAGCAUGAUGACUUCCUGACCGUGGCCCAGUCCCUUAAAAAAGAGUUUGACAACCCUGAGACCUCUGACCUCAAAUUCAGCGUCGACGGGAAGUACAUCCAUGUCCAUAAAGCUGUUCUCAAAAUCAGGUGUGAGCACUUCAGAUCAAUGUUUCAGUCACACUGGAAUGAGGAUAUGAAGGAAGUGAUUGAGAUCGACCAGUUCUCGUACCCGGUGUACCGCUCUUUCCUGGAGUUCCUCUACACCGACAGUGUGGAUCUUCCUCCUGAGGAUGCCAUUGGGUUACUGGAUCUGGCAACCUCAUACUGUGAAAACAGGCUGAAGAAGUUGUGCCAGCAUAUCAUAAAGAGAGGAAUCACGGUGGAGAACGCUUUCUCUCUGCUGUCUGCUGCCAUCAGAUAUGAUGCUGAGGAUCUAGAGGAGUUCUGUUUUAAAUUCUGUGUGAACCACUUGACUGAGGUCACGCAGACAGCUGCAUUCUGGCAGAUCGACGGCAACAUGCUGAAGGAGUUUAUCUCCAGAGCCGGCCACUGUGGAGCCUUCAAAAACUGACUCUGACAGCCACCAGAUACAUGCACGCUCAGUGUGUUAGUCAAGGAACCCAUCUGUCCUCCUCACAGCUAGUGAGCGCUGUGACACCAGACAGUCAUUAACGCACAGCGCCCCCUGUUGAGCAGGAGAGGAACUUUCAUAAUGGUUAAGAUUCAUGUAGAAGGGUCAAUGUCUGUGUUAGUCUCAUCUACAACCAUUUCGUACUCAUCUGUUACCGAAGAUAUUCAGCCAGAUGGGACAUUCCCAUUUAUGUUUUACACAACUUUUUGGAAAAGACAUUGCCUAGUGCUAAUGAUCAUUUCUAGUGCUGCAGAUGGGAAGGGUGUUUGCACACUAUAUUAAAAUGGGAGUGGGUUUGGGCUAAACAGAGGCAUAAUUUAAUUGUAUUACUUAAACAUGCACCACUAAAAAGCUGACA